AUAGUAAGACAAUGAUUUUUGGGUUUAUAUAUUUUCCCAACCUCUGACAAAACAUUCCUGUUAUGCUGCUUUCUCUUCUUAUGUCAUAAGAGUAUAAGACUAAAAGAGCAUUCUCAGAAUUGUUCUAUGGAAAAAACAGUAUCUGCCCGUACCAAUGGAAACACAAAUUACCAAUCCGAGGAAAGUGGUUGGACUUCUUACUUUGAAGAUUUCUCUAAAGACAUUGAACCAAGUUACUGUUCUUCAAGUUUAGGUGGUUCCUCUUUGGUCUCAGAUGCUGCUUCUUGUGCUGCAUGGAAAUUUUCACAUAAAAAUCAUGUUAGAAAUUCACCAAACCUCUCUAAGAAACUCUCUUUGAAGAAAUCAAGAACCAAACAAAUAUCAGAAGAUGACCCUUUGGAGGACACUGCUAGCUCACCUGUCAAUAGUCCUAAGGUUAGUGACAUGAAUCCAACAACAAUGAUUUCAAGGAAGAUGGAUGAUCAACUAGAUGGCUCUAGGGAUAGGGGAUUUAAAUCAGAGCAUUAUCAAAAGCUAGAGACAAAUGAUUGUGAUAUGAAUUUCAAUGGAAAAAAUAUUGAGUGCGCAGAUUUGAAGAAAAGGGGACUUUGCUUGGUUCCUAUGUCCAUGUUGGUUAAUUACUAUGGAUGAGGUAUAGUGUUUUGGUUCUUUGUCUAUAAUCCUCUUUCUUCUUUAUUUCUCCUUCUCUUGGUGAUCUCAUGUGUAGGCUUAAGGAAAUGGAUUUGAUGUAAUUAAUAGUAGUCCUUUGGACUUAAUGAUCUCGAUUGUUGAUGAAGAUUGGACGGUUGAGAUUUUGAGUUUUCAGUUUGGCGAAGGAAAUGAAAUUGGUUCAAUCAGUAGUCAUUACACUUAAUAUUCUUAAUUGUUGAUGAAGAUUGGACGAUUGAGAUUCUGAGUCUUCAACUUGCCGAAGAAAAUGGAUUUGAUGUAGCCAAUAGUUAUUGUACUUAAUAAUCUUGGUUGUUUAUGAAGAUCGGACGGCUGAGAUUCUAAGUAUCUACCAUGCCGAAGUCACUAUAAAAGACACUAAUGGUUUAGAUUUACCAAUUUAAGUGUAUGUAUGAGAUUAUUGACUUUAGUGAAUCUAAGUCCAUAGCAGCUUAAGUGCUCAUGUUAAAUUGGUAUAUACAUAGCAUGCUCAAUAGUGACUGAAAUAACUUGUACCAUACCUAUCAUUGUUCACAUGCUCAUAACUUGAGGUAAGAAUUGAUGUUUUAUUAA
Molecule: messenger RNA, 1242 nt
Organism: Medicago truncatula (barrel medic)
Lineage: Eukaryota; Viridiplantae; Streptophyta; Magnoliopsida; Fabales; Fabaceae
Product: vascular-related unknown protein 1
Exons: 3
Coding region: 127-651 (174 amino acids)
Biological process (GO): xylem development
Source: RefSeq, a predicted model, not a curated record